GAUUCUUGUCUUGCUGCGCGCAGGCUCAUACAAUGUUUAGAUCCUAACAGCCUUCGCAACAAUGCAUGAUGAUGAGGAGGCUGGCAGCGCUGCCGAGUUUGCGCAAGCUCGGCAGUGUCUUAGUACCGAGGCCAGUGUGUUGGGGGAAGCGCGGUAUGGUCGUGGAGGUCGCGACCAGUUCCGUGCGAUGUCAUCGCGCGUGAGCACAGCAGGACCACCGUCGCCUUCGGUAGCCGCGCGGCAAGCGCACCGCCAAAGGAAUUUCGCAGCGCACAGGAAGAUUGGAAAUCUGACGAUAUCGCCUUCACGCAAGCAGCGUGUGCAGCCUUGGUCUCGCUAUUCCCUUUUGGUGAUCUGGCAAGUGGUCCGCGACGCGCCGAUGGUGCUGUUGGGCCCUCUGCUGCUCUUCGUGCUUUGCUGUGGCCUGGGCAUCUUUGGGGUUCUCAUGUCGGCGCAACAAAGCGUGCAGGCUGAGCAAGCGGUGGCCAAAGAGCUUGUCGCGGACGCGGCGCGGCAUGUUGAGCUGCAGAUGCAACAGGCCUUUAGCCCCAGUAUCACCAUGGAGAUUCAAGUGCAACAGCAGCCGUACUUCCCAGCGCUCUUGCAAAGCUUUGAGUUCGUUGCGUCGCGACUGCUAUCCAAGGUGCUUCCCGGAAUGAUAGCGUCUCUGCAGCUCGCACCGAACGGAGUCAACCAGGCCAUAUAUCCGCUGGCCGGCAACGAAGCCGCAAUAGGCCACGACUUGCUAGCCGACCCCAGCCGGCGCGAGGACGCGCUACGGGCGAUUGCGUUCGGCAAUCUAACCGUCUCCGGGCCGUACAAAUUGCUGCAAGGUGGUUACGGUGUCGUGCUGCGGCAGCCGGUGUUCGUAACGCCACCUGCUGGCGCCGCCGGCUGGGCACUGGCCUCAAACAACGACAGUAGCAAUGCCAGCAGCCGGCAGCAGACGCCUACAUACGGCAAUGGAACAGGGCAGUGUGACCCAACGUUUGGAGCUAACACCACGCGGGCCGACUGCCCGGGAACACUGUGCUAUGAUCCGGCGACUGGGAAGCGCUUUUGGGGCUUCGCUCAAGGCCUAGCGCGUCUGGACGGACUCCUUCAGGGCAACGACGCGCGAAUGAAGCGGCUAAGCCAGUAUGGCCCAUGGCAUCUGACGCGGGUGUAUGACAACGGCACCGAGGCCCAGCUGGCAAGCAGUGCCGUAAACGGCAGCAGUGUCGGCAGCGGCACCUGCGAUUCCAUCGCGGACUCCCCGGACGGCACGGACUCUGGGUCGGGCGGCCCCUGCGUGUCGGUGCCGGUGGUGCUGCCCAAUGCGCUGUGGCGUCUGUACCUGGGCAAGGCCGGCGGCUGGCAGCCACGCUGGCGCGCGGGCCUGCUGGCGCUGGUGGUGGUGGGCAGCUUCGUUGUGUCGGGGUUGCUGUUUGGCUUGCUGAUCAGCAGCAAUAGGCACCGAUCGCUGCUGGAAGCGAUGUUUCCAAAGAAGGUUCUGGCGCCGCUGCAGCAGGGUAAGAACUUCUCAGAGGAGUUUGACAGCGUCACCAUUUUGUUCACGGACAUUGUGGCCUACACCACCUUGUCGGGACAGAUGAAGCCGAUUGAGGUGGCGGAGAUGCUGAACGAGCUGUACACGAUAUUUGACGAGAUCUGUGAGCGCAAUGGCUGUUACAAGGUGGAGACAAUCGGUGACGCCUUCGUGGCUGUGGGCGGCUGCCCGGACGCUGAGCCCCCCGAGGUGGCGGCGGAGCGUGUGGCGCACAUGGCCCUGGACAUGGUGGCGGCCACGACUGAGUUCACCAGCAGUCGGGGGCACCGCCUGCGCAUCCGCGUGGGGCUCGCCAGCGGCCCCAUCGCCGCGGCGGUGAUCGGCGUCAAGAUGCCUAGAUACUGCCUCUUCGGCGACACGGUGAACAUGGCCAGCCGCAUGGAGUCCAACAGCGACCCGCAGCGCAUCAACCUGUCACCGGCAACUGCCGCGCUACUGCGUGGCUGUGCCUCUGCCGCUGCCUUCAACAUCAUCUCGCGCGGGCCUGUCAUCAUCAAGGGCAAAGGCGCUCUGGAGUGCUUCUGGCUGGAGCCGGCCCAGUCCAGCAGCAGCCCUCAGAUCAUGGGCUUGAACAGCCUCGCCAGCUACGGCAGCUGGGAGCUGCUGCAGCCGCCCCCGUCCUUGCACUCCACGCUGGGCGGCGGCGCAGUGGCGGCGGUGGCGGCGGCAGCGGCGGAUGGGGCGCCCGCCUGCGUCGCGCCGGGCAUGCAACGCGAGGCACGCGGGCGCCUGUCGCUAGCGGCGGCUGCCGCCGCCGGCAGUGCGGCCGGUGCGGCGCGGAACGUGCAGCUGGCGAACGGGGCUGGCGGCGGCAGCAAUGCGGCAGCGGCUGCAGCGGCCGCAGCGGCCAUGGCUGCCUACCACCCCAUGCCGAGUGUCACCAUGUACAGCUCUUCCCCGACCUCCACCUCAAUCACCUUGGCAAUGGCGUCAUCCCCCGGCGCUACAGCCAGCCGCCCGGAGUCUGAUGCUACAGCCUCAGCCGCCGCCGGCCCGAGCCGCAUUAAAUCCGUAGCGCGGGACUUGGGCAAUGGCAUGGUUUCACUGAUGGUAACGCCCACCGGCGGGAUGUCACCAGCCACCGACUUCGGCUACGGCGAGCGGUUGGCAGUAGCCGCAGGCUCGCCACCAUCGGCAGACCCUCUUGCAGCGCCCCUCGCAUGGCAGCAGCAGGCGGCUGGGUCCGGUGCUAACGUCAGCCAUCAAGCCCACGACGUUGCAGCGCCCACCUCGGCACCGGCGGCGCUGACGUUUGAUGAGCCGCAGUCACUGCCGCGGCUGGCAGGCGGCGCCGCCGCUGCUCCCUGCAUGGCGGCGCCGGGCGGUGAUGGCGCCGUGGCCGCACUAGCGGCUGGCGCUACAGCCGCCGAGCCCCCCACGCACAACUACACUGUGGAGUAUGACGACGAAGGCGACGGCGGCGCCACCGUUCACCCGGACACCACGAGCCUCUCGUUGCCGGCCGCGCUCAUGAUUGCCAGCCGCGGCGGCAUUGGAAUGGCUGCCGGUGCCGUCAUAGGCAUGGCGGCGGCGGCGGCUGCUUCACCCCCUGCCAACGGCCGCAGCAGCAGCAGCAGCAGGGGCACGCAGCUCACCAGCGGCUCAGGAAGCAUGGCCACAGUCCCGGCUUACACCGCCACCACCAAUUCCACCCUCACCGCCAACAGCAUGCUGGCGCACUCGAUGACUCCCACCGCCACAGCGCUGGGCGGACUGAGUGGGUACAGUAGUCUGGUCGGCGCUGGUGGCGCCAGCACGGCCGCCGGCGGCGGCUGCGUCAGCGGCGCCGGAAUUUUGGCCGCGGCGCCCGCGGGUUCCGGCGAGUGGAGCUACUGGCAGCAGCAGCAGCAGCAGCACAUCAUGCUGAUCCGCGCUGCCAUUUCCAAUGCGGACUCAGAGUCGGCUGCGGCGUCGAACCCCAGGAACACUGCGGGCGGCACGACUGGCAGUGGCGCCGACGACGCCGUGUGUAGCGAUGUGGCCGUUGCUCUGGGGCCGUUCAGCUCCACAGCUUCGGCUGACGGUGGCGGGGCUGCGAAUCGGCCGACAUCGCCUGUUGCCAGCGCGUCGGCAGCAGCAGCAACAGCGGGCACAGCAGGCGAGCGCGGUACGGCGGUGAACGGCGGUGGUGAUGAGACGCAGCAGCCUUGGAAGAUGCCGGCGGCUGAGGCGGCGCCCCAGCCGCAACCGAUUGCAGUGGUUGCGGUGCAAAUUGAGGAGGCUGCUGGUUCCGCAUCUGCCCUGCCUGGCGGGGAUCAGUCACUUUCUGCUGCGGAGGCUGCGGGCGUCACGAUCAAGGACCGCAUGCAUGGGCCCAAUCCUGCCGUAGACAUUGUGAAGGCAUGAGUGGCAGGUAGUGCGAGCAAGCGUGCACCUUAGCAGUCGUAGCUAGGGGGAGAUGCAGAUGUGCGCUAUUGCUCGGCCCUUUGGGGCCGCGUGUCGCAAGGAAUGCAAGCAUUCACAUAGGGCUGUCAAAGCCACUUUUGAAACAAAGCAACGCAUGCAGGGGUACAACGCAAGUUGACCCACAUGUUUGUAAAUGGAACAAGAGCAACCACGUCCGCAAUGAAGUGGGAGCGACUCGUCAUUAUAUACAUGAGAGGGAGGAUACACGAAGGGGGAUUCGUUGGUGAUUCGUUGGUGAUUGAGCUGGGCAGGUCCGUAAUCUGCGGUUGACAGCUGCGGGGCUGCCCGUGUCUGCAUUUGCUCGCCGUGGCAUCGAGCAUGUGGCGGCACGAUGUGGCGGGCUAAGCAAUGCAUGCAAGCGCAGUCGUUGCUAAAUCGCUAAAUAGGCAGUUUCUGCUGUAGAUUUUACUGACUGAGGGACGAAGUAAACUGCAGCCAUGUAGCCGCGAACUGCUGCUGAGGUCGCGUUGGAACUUCGACCCACUCCCGUUUGAUGCACAACAGGUCUGGGAGAGAGGCUUGCUGUCAAUACGCCAAUGACUGUACGGUACUGAGACCACUGCAAAUUAUAUUGUGCUCACGCCAUGUGUGUGGGAUGAUGGUCGUUCUUCACAGCCGUUUAUGACACCGGUUGCGUUUGUGCCUGGUCUAUUCGACAUGUUGGCUGGGAGGUUGUGUACACGCAAGGGUUGUCAACAGAACGCACACGAUAUGUAGCCAGCACGACUGUGUUAUGCGAAUCCACAGGGCAAGGGGAAGGCCCCACCAGUGUGCGCCUCAGUACCAAUAAUCCAAUAUGUGUCCACCGUAUUUGACAGAGCGUAUGGGUGUUGAGUGCAGAACAACGGGAGGACGCAUGCAUAGUUUCACCGCUGUGCUAUAGCAGCAAUGGGCGCUCUGUCGCCUGCUGGUUGGCUCACUGCUGCUAGUCGCUGCUCUUGAUGAUGCUAUGUAUCAGGAGGUGCAUGUUCUCUUGCCCUUCAGUUAACUGCCGUACAUGCAUCUAGGACCUGUGCAGCGCAGCUUGAAUUGGGCACGCAUGGUGAUUCAUUUGGCUUUCCAGCCGGCGGAGGCAGGCGCGGCUGGGCGAGCGGAGCGAGUAAGGAAGUGCAGGGCUUUACUACUGUUAAUAUUGGUACUCCGGGCCCUUGUCUUCACUACUGAAUACGCACAAGCACACGCACAUGGCUGGUAUGCAUGUGUGUUGUAUGUGCACUGCAACACGACAUCAAGGCACCCGGCACAGGCGGGCAUGUACCCUCAUUUUGAGUUGUGAUGCUGCCUGUUCAGUGACUGCAUUAGCGCAAGCGACUUGACCACUCGGUUGAACUAUUGCGCAGCUAGUUGGCUAAGAGAGCGCAAUUGAGCAUAAGAGGCCUCUGUACCGUAUUUCUUGAGCUGCCUCCGGAGAUGGGUCGAUGAUGGAGGUUCCCUGAUUGACGGUGAUUAAUGCUCACUGCGCAAGAAGAGUAUUGCAGACUGCCAUGAGACAAGCGGGAGCGUGUCGAGGCAGACCCCAACUCAUUCUCUGGAGCCCCCUAAUGUUCAGACCUGCAGGUCUGGCAGAAUUGAGUAUGGACUGUACGGCACGUGCCAAGCACAGACUGUAAGACUUCGGUAUU
Chlamydomonas reinhardtii is the source of this 5577-nucleotide messenger RNA. RefSeq lists its product as uncharacterized. Gene Ontology annotation, molecular function: peptide receptor activity; guanylate cyclase activity. NCBI's taxonomy places the organism in Eukaryota, Viridiplantae, Chlorophyta, Chlorophyceae, Chlamydomonadales, Chlamydomonadaceae. The coding region runs from base 62 to 3895 and encodes 1277 amino acids. The record is from RefSeq and is a predicted model, not a curated record. Gene Ontology annotation, biological process: cGMP biosynthetic process; receptor guanylyl cyclase signaling pathway; intracellular signal transduction. The transcript has 15 exons.